Molecule: messenger RNA, 1821 nt
Organism: Rhodotorula toruloides NP11
Lineage: Eukaryota; Fungi; Basidiomycota; Microbotryomycetes; Sporidiobolales; Sporidiobolaceae
Product: MFS monosaccharide transporter
Exons: 11
Coding region: 1-1821 (606 amino acids)
Biological process (GO): carbohydrate transport; transmembrane transport
Cellular component (GO): membrane
Molecular function (GO): carbohydrate:proton symporter activity
Source: RefSeq, a predicted model, not a curated record
AUGAGCGUCGCCGACCAACAUCUCCACCUCAAAGAGAAGGGCGAGAAGCGCGAGUUCGCGCACAACUCGCCCGCUCCUUCGCGCGAAGGCUCCACCAAGCCCGGAUGGAACGGCGUCGCCUCCCUUCCUGAAGGUACACCUGUCAACGCGGAUGGCGUCCCUACCUACAUGGGCACAAGCGGCAACAAGCUUGGCGCACUCGUUACUCUUGCAGCGAGCAUGGCCUCCGCAACGUUCUCGCCGCUUCCCGCUUCGCCACGGCUAACCUCCCAUCUUUCCUCGUGCAGGUAUGACCAGGGUGUAAUGUCCGGUCUCAUUUCCGCACCUCAAUUCAUCUCGGUCUUCCCUGCUUGCGACGCCGCCGUUCAAGGCGCCUACAAAGCUUCUGUCCUUCAAGCGUUCUAUGUCGCCAUUUACGAAGUCGGCUGCCUAGGCGGCGCCAUCUUCGCCCUCAUGUUUGGAGACCGUCUUGGUCGUCGUCGCAUGAUGUAUAUCGGUGCAUUCGUCCUCUUGCUCGGCGUCUUGAUCCAAGUCACCGCUUUCCGCGGACACUGGGCCGGCGGACAGUUCGUCAUCGGCCGUAUCGUCACCGGACUCGGUACCGGCUUCGAAACCUCGACCAUCCCCACCUGGCAUGCUGAGUGCGCCAAAGCCCACUCCCGUGGCUUUGCCGUCUUUAUCGAGGCCGCCAUGAUCUCGACCGGGACGAUGAUUGCCUACUGGAUUGACUUCGGCUUCUCCUACCUGCCGGACUCGACGUCGUGGCGUGUUCCCAUCGCGCUCCAGGCCAUCUUCGCCGUCGCCCUCGUCGCCCUCAUCGCGUUCCUCCCCGAGUCGCCCCGUUGGCUCGUGUCAAAGGGACACUACGUCGAGGCGCAGCGCGUUAUCGCCGCUCUCGAGCCCGCCCACUUCACCGACGAGACCGUCCUCCUCCAGCUCAAGAUCAUUGGCGACUCGCUCGAGGGCCAGACGCGCCAGCGCAAGCGCGACCUUAUCACCAACGGCCCGACGCAGCACUUCCGCCGCGCCCUCCUCGGUUCCUCGUCGCAGUUCUUCCAGCAGGUCGGUGGCUGCAACGCCGUCAUCUACUUCUCGACCCCCAUCUUCGAGGAGUACCUCGGACUCGGCCGCAAGCUCUCCCUCAUCCUCGGCUCGGUUCUCGCGACCGUCUACGCCCUUUCGGCGUGCAUCUCGUUCCCGCUCGUCGACAAGGCCGGUCGUCGCAAGCUCUACUUCAUCGGAACCUGGGGACAGGCAUUGUCGAUGUUCCUCAUCAUGGCGUGCCUCAUCCCCGACAAGAGCACCGGCGCCUCGAAGGGAGCUGUCGUCGGCAUCUUCCUUUACCUGACCUUCUUCGGCUUCACUUGGCUUGAGCUCCCCUGGUUGUACCCAGCGGAAAUCAACCCGUUGAAGACCCGCACCGUCGCCAACGCCGUUUCGACCAUCAACAACUGGCUCUGGAACUUUACCGUCGUCAUGUUCACGCCUCCCUUCCUCGCCUCCACCGCCGUCGGCACUUUCGCCUUCUUCGGCGCAAUCAACCUCUGCUUCUUGCCUAUCAUCUGGUACUUCUACCCGGAGACCGCCGGUCGCAGUCUCGAGGAGAUUGACCUCGUCUUCGCCAAGGGCUACGUCGAGGGUGUCUCCUACGUCAAGAUGGCGAACGACAUGCCCAAGAUGGGUCCCAAAGAGGUUCAAGCCGAGUGGGCUCGUCUCGGCCUCGACCCGGAGGACGAGUUGCCUACCCGUCCGUCGGACGCCGAGCGUGCCAUCGGCGGCGAGUCCAUCGGCGGUACGACAGCUGCCAACGCGCAGGUCUAA